AUGAGUUAUGAUAGAGCCAUAACUAUUUUUAGCCCGGACGGGCAUCUGAUGCAGGUGGAAUACGCAAUGGAAGCCGUGAAGAGAGGAGGAUGUGUCGUCGGAGUUAAGUCAAACAACGCGGUUGUUAUAGCAGCCGAAAGAAAGAGCACCACCAAGCUCCAGGACGCAAGGUGUAACAAGAAAAUACUCCAACUGGACGAAAAUCUCGCCUUGGCGUUCGCUGGGCUAAACGCAGAUGCCAGGGUUCUGGCUAACAAGACGAGACUCGAAUGCCAGAGAUACAAACUGAACAUGGACGAACCGGCUAACGUAGGAUAUAUAGCAAAGUAUAUCGCAAGACUGCAGCAGAAAUAUACACAUCGCGGAGGAGUAAGGCUGUUUGGAGUCUCUCUGUUGAUAGUGGGCUUCGACUCGAACGGGAAACCAGGAUUGUUCCAAACAGAACCCUCUGGAAUUUACUCAUCUUGGAAGGCGCAAUCAAUUGGAAAAAACUCUAAGCACGUGCAAGAGUAUCUGGAAAAAAACUAUAAAGAAGACCUAAGUCCGGACGAAUCUUUGAUGCUGGCAGUGAAGGCACUGUUUGAAGUGGUAGAAAUCUCGUCAAAGAGUAUAGAAGUGGCAAUUUUAAAAUCAGACGGAAUGACGAUCCUGGAAGAAGAAGCACUCGAAAAUAUAGUGGAAGUGCUCAACACGGAGAAGAUGGCUAGCACGUAA
Theileria orientalis strain Shintoku is the source of this 714-nucleotide messenger RNA. Its product is annotated as proteasome subunit alpha type. Gene Ontology annotation, biological process: ubiquitin-dependent protein catabolic process. The transcript is spliced from 5 exons. The record is from RefSeq and is a predicted model, not a curated record. Gene Ontology annotation, cellular component: proteasome core complex; proteasome core complex, alpha-subunit complex; nucleus. The coding region runs from base 1 to 714 and encodes 237 amino acids. NCBI's taxonomy places the organism in Eukaryota, Apicomplexa, Aconoidasida, Piroplasmida, Theileriidae.